CUAUAGUCACACCCACUCGAUGAGGAGCUGCUCUGGUGGUUUCGGUUAGAAUUUGGGAAACCGCUGCACGCCAAAGAGAGCAGGCACACCGAAUUCCCAAGAGCCAGAGCCAGAGCUAGGCUCAUUAAUUAGGAAUUUCCCUUCUGAAAAGAGAACAACGAUCCGUUUUAAAGUCCCCGUUUCUUUUCCAAAAUGGACGCACAUAAAGUUUUGCAGACCUUUUUUUUUUUCUUGACAUGUUUUGAUGCAGCAUAUCCUCUGUGAAAAUCUACAUUUUGGAAAUAACAGCGAAAAAUCGGGAAUAUAAGAGUGUUUGAAGUUUCCAGCAAUGCACCAGAUACAUCCACCAGUGUUUGGAGUGCAUAAUAAAAGCAGAAGUUCUCCUCAGGAACUGGGGCUGGACGGAGGGAAUAACUGUUUGGUUUUAUAACUUCUGUGCGCCCUCUCCUCCUCUUUUCUCUCUUCUGCCUCAGACUUUGGAGUCUGAAAGACAGUGGAUAAACGAUUUAUGCGGAUAAAGUAACUUACAAACGCUUGAAGUCGAAGGUUUUGAGACUUCGGAGAUACAGAAUAUCCCACCAGAACUUCUAGCGAUUGUAAAAGAAAGGAAUGCUGAGCAGAAGAGGCGCAUGGAGAGAUGCUGUUUCUUCUACCAUGGAUCUAAAGGGCACUUUAGCGGUUUUAGUGCUUUUGCUUCUAUGUUUGUGUCCAGUUUUCAGUCAAGAACUCAAUCCAAAGGGUAGGAACGUGUGCAAAGUUUCAGGGUCAUCAGGGGUUACGUGUUGCAGCGGAUGGGCGCAGCAAGGUGAAGAGUGUUUAACACCUCUCUGUGAAGGCAACUUCACUUGUAAUGAGAACGAGGUGUGUGUCCGUCCAAACGAAUGCCGCUGUCGCCAUGGAUAUUUUGGGGCAAGUUGUGAUACAAAGUGUCCCGCUCAGUUCUGGGGUCCGGACUGCAAGGGCAUGUGCACGUGCCACCCUAAUGGUAAAUGUGAUGACGUGACUGGGCAGUGCACGUGCUACCCCAACCGCUGGGGUGAAAACUGCGAGAAGCCCUGCAACUGUCAGAAAGGGAAAUGUGACCAGGAGACAGGGAAAUGCACCUGCCAUGCCGGUUACUGGGGACCUCAGUGCAACAACAACUGCUACUGCAGCAUCAACUCUGUGUGCGAUCAGAGCACGGGCCGGUGCAUCUGCAACCCUGGCUGGUACGGCCGUAAUUGCGGUGCUCAGUGUCUGUGUAAUAACUCGCCUUGUGAGCAGUUUACAGGCCGAUGUCAGUGUAGGGAGAGGCUCUGGGGUCAACGUUGCGAGCGGUACUGUCAGUGCGUGCAUGGGAAGUGUAACCCGGCAGAUGGAUCGUGUACCUGUAAACCCGGAUACAGAGGAAAGCUAUGCCGGGAGCCAUGUCCAGCUGGGCUCUACGGACAGAACUGCAAAAACAGAUGUGGCCACUGUAAAGGCCAGCAGCCCUGUAAGGUGACGGACGGUCGAUGUGUAACGUGUGAGAGCGGCUGGAACGGGACAAAAUGUGAUCAGAUGUGUAUGCAGGGAUACUUCGGAGAGAACUGUAAAGAUCAGUGUCCGCCGUGCAAAGACGGUCACUUCUGCAACCGCAUCGAUGGGAAGUGUUCUCACUGCAAUCCCGGCUGGAUUGGAGAUCGCUGUGAUGUGCGCUGUCCUAACGGCACCUAUGGAGAAAACUGUGAAAAAGACUGCAGCCAUUGUUUUAAUGGAGACUGCCAUUUUGCCACAGGAGAGUGUCUCUGUGACCCCGGCUUCUAUGGGACAUACUGCAACCUGACCUGUGAGUUCGGUCAGUACGGAGUGAACUGUGCCGAGACCUGUCCAUGUCACGACAAGAACUGCAACCCAGUGUCAGGGGCCUGCAAUCUAUAUCCUAAUCAGCGGAGGGGAGUAAUAGCUGCGGGAACGCUGGUAACAUUCCUGCUGGUGGUUCUUCUGUGUCUACUGUGCUGCUGCUUCCUCUGUAGCAACAAAGACAACCGCAACCCUGACCAGGAAAACUCCACCAACAGCAAGAAGGCCAAAAUAAUCCUCUGUGGUGGAUUCAGUCGAAUCAGCACCAAACUGCCCAGAAUCCCUCUGAGGAGACAGAAACUACCCAAAGUUGUUGUCACCCACCACGAUCCUGAAAACACCUUCAACAGUAUUAUCGAGCCGCCCUCCGUGGUGGACCAGCCUUCUCCAUCAUGGUCUUCCCAGGAGUCCUUCUCUUCCUUCGAGACGAGCGAAGAUGGGCCUGUUUACUGCAUACCCCACGAAGAGACUAUGAACGAGAGCUGUGAGAAGCAAAAUUCUAGUGCUGCUCAAGAAAUAUCAUCAACACCCAAUGAUGAGGACGCAGGAGAGUACACGUCCCUCAAAGACACAAGAGAAACAACAAAACAGUAUGUCAGCGAUGGGAGCGAGCAGCCUCUCCUGAAGUCUUCAGACAGUGAGGGCUCCACCAGUGGUUCUGAGUCAACCAUAGGAGCAGUUUACGCCCAUGUCGCCCGCCUUUCCAAACAAUCCAAAGAGGAGGAGGACACUGCCUCACCAGAGAAGACGAAAGAGAAGACGAAACCUCGUCCUCCAGAUCCUUCCACCAAACCGAAGGUGUCCUGGAUCCACGGAACAUCAGGAACCAACCCAACAGAGCAAAGCCAGACUCCAUCACCACAAAAAGACAAGAAGAACAACAACUCAGAAGGUUCUGGAAAGGCUGAUGAGAAGCAGCGGUCAAAGGAGAAGUCGAGCAAGAACAGAGAAAAGAAUCAGGAUAGUAAGAAGGCAGAUGGACCCGAAUCCCCAAGCAAAAGCAAAUCUCACAAAGCUUCGGAUACCAUAGAGCACCUCAACGGAACAUUCCAGAAUGCCCUGAAGAAGAUUGGAAACUUCCACUCGGACAAGAAAACAAUCGACACCAACAAAGAUCCACCCAAGAGCCCAAAGAUCAUGCAUCCGCACAUGAACUCUGAGGCCGCCACGCUACUCGCAGCUCAGCUGAAGGAGAAGACCCAAAGCCUUAAUCGGAAUGAGGGUUUCACGGUGGGCAUCAAACCCAAUGGUGUUUCAACACCUCAAGCCAACCGAGAGAAACCCACCCCUCCUCAAAAGACCAAGCGCUCUGCAACUGGGACCAACAAGCCCCUUCUUCCCACCUCCAGCAACCUCCAGAAGAUGGUGGCUCCUAUUUCAGACUCAUCUCCUGAACCUAAAAGCCCGGAAAAACAAGGGGUUAAUGGGACCAGAGUUGAAGGAGAUGCCACACCAAAGAAAACACCCAUCAAAAAACCACCGAGGAAGAAAGGAAAGGAGGGAACACUGGAGACGGAAGGCAAAACCACUCCAAAGACGGCCAUUAUGCCACCUCAGACUGUCAAAUAGAUCCUCUUUGAUGCGUCUGUUUUUUUGAGAACAUAAACGUACAGUUUUUCUUAACCUUUGUUAAACAUUUUAUUUAGGAAUUGGAUGGAUUUUUCUUGAAAUGGACGAGCUGCUUAUAGGUUUUAAUAUUUGGAAGGAUUGUGGUUCUCGUUAACUCUUUGAAGUCCCGGAAUCGGAAACAACAUCGUGGCUUGUGUACAGUAUUAAAAAGGAAGAGUAAAUGAAUUUAAUGUAAUAAGCUCAUUUUGUAUGCUCUCAGUUUUACAUUUGCAUUACUCAACGUCCAUUGUUUUGAAUUUGCCAAUGCUAUCGUGAUUGCAGGUUUUUGUGUCUGAAAUUUGUAUUUAGCACUGUAUUCCUUGGUGUAAAGAAUGAACCAAAGGUACUUUAAAGGUACAGGAAGAAUGAUGCCAUUAUUAAUUUUCACUCAGGCCUUAUAUGUAUAUUCAAUACCUUGUAAAUGAUGUCAUGAAGUAAAUUGUCUGCUUGGUUUCUAGGACAUGUCAUUUGGUUCACGUUCACCAGUAUUUUACCUAGCAUCGUGCUUUUUAAGCUGAAAACGAUAGUUCUUGCUAAUCCACAGUGAUAUUUAUCCUUGCUGCUGAAUCUAAACUCUAGUUUUUCCCUUGAAAAGAUGAUGUUUUCCUUUUUCCAUAAAGUACCCACAAUCGGUAAUGCAUUUUUUAUUUUUUUUUUUUCAGGCUAGGUAAAGACUCUUAAAAAAAAUUAACAUUUAAGGGCUUUUAGUCCAUGUAUGCUGGCAUUCAGACUUUCUAUCUACUAUUAUAGUCCUAAAAGUUACACAAAAUAAAUGCAAAUAUAUAACCUUUCUCCUCUGGGAUAUCAAUAUCAGUUUCGAACAUAUAUUGGUGAUAUUUGCAUUAAAAAAUAAGCACUUAAACUAUUGUUUUUCCAGUAACAGUAAUGCUUUUUAUGCCUUCUUGCAAAUAUCACAUGCUUAUCUGUACAUGACUGAAAGUUUAUGCAGCACAAUAAUACAUUAAAUAUAGUUAUUUGUCCUACCAAAGAAACAAUCAUAACGCCUGAAAGAUGCCAGUAUAAUACAACCUACAAGUCAGAUUAAAGGGUAUUACCUUAAGUAUUAAUUCUUGACUAUAAAGUUGCAGGAAGUUCAAUGCAUUGACAUGCGUUCAAUGCGUUUCCUGUGUUAAAAUGAGCACAAUAAUGGCUCAUGACUACAGCUUAUGUUUAUUUUUUAAGUUUGCUAUCAGAAACCCUAACCCCAUAGCACUUGCAAAUAUUUUUAAGACGACACCAGCAGAAUGCAAAAAAAAGAGUUCAUGAAUAACUGGACGGUUAUAUUUGAACAAAGAGCAUAGGGUUAAAUGUUCGAUCUGCAGCAUUUUUGAGUUUGUAAGCAGGUUCACAAAAGGCAGAUUUUCGAUUGUGGUGUACAGUAACUGCUAUUCCCGUAUAUGGUACCUUAUAUUUUUCUACAUGCUAAGAUAUUUUGUAAUAAUAUUUUUACCUUCAUUUGUAAGCUGUGCUUAUACAACUUAUAUCUUUGCUUUUUAUAUUUUUGUGUGUGUGUCAAAUGAACUGGUUUUCAAAUUUGAUUACAUUUUAUUUCUUUUUAUAUGUGCAAGCAUCAGGUACAUUUGAUUUUAAUGUUUAAAUAUCUUUCUGUUUACUCUCAAAAGAACUUUUUCACAUUUCUCUGUGGAUGUUAUUGUUUUUUAUGAACGAUAAACUGCAUGAUGCAGAGGUCAGUGAGAGAUCGGUGGGAGAUAUCUAUGCAUGUUACCCCAUGUUCAGUUUUUUUUUUUUUUUUUUUUUUUUUCUCUUCUCCGUACCGCCUUUCAUUACUUGGGACCUAUGACAAAAAACAACUUUUCAUGUUUUUGCACGAAAUUCCAGAACAUUUCCAACUGUAGUAUAUGACUUUAUGGGAGUAUGAAUAACAGAUUUUUGGUUUUCUACUCUGACCUUGGCAUGAGCCUUGACUGAAGCUCAGCCUUAAAACAAGGAGCAUUAUCAGUAACACGCAUUAUGUUCAUUCAUUUUGUCUUGAUUUUUACCUUUCUAUGUUGUUGUUGUGUGGUUGUUCAGUUACCGUAUUUGAAAUAAAAGCAAACCUGUAGCUCAUGAAUCAAAA
This is a messenger RNA of Ctenopharyngodon idella (grass carp), 5506 nucleotides long. RefSeq names its product scavenger receptor class F, member 2 (gene scarf2). The transcript has 11 exons. The record is from RefSeq and is a predicted model, not a curated record. NCBI's taxonomy places the organism in Eukaryota, Metazoa, Chordata, Actinopteri, Cypriniformes, Xenocyprididae. Gene Ontology annotation, molecular function: scavenger receptor activity. The coding region runs from base 610 to 3390 and encodes 926 amino acids.